Molecule: messenger RNA, 1581 nt
Organism: Parnassius mnemosyne (clouded apollo)
Lineage: Eukaryota; Metazoa; Arthropoda; Insecta; Lepidoptera; Papilionidae
Source: the annotation of a GenBank genome assembly
AUGAGUGAAGUGGAUUUAGCAGGAUUGGAAAACAAUGUAAAAGAACAUCAGGAUACCAAAAUCCCGACGGCUAUGCAAGAAAUAAAUUUAGCACUAAAAGAAUGUGGAGUCGGUUGGUUCCAUGUUCGGCUUUUAAGUACAUCGUUCGUUGGAUUAAUUGCUGGUGUUCUAGUUACAAAUACAACACCAUUUAUAUUGCCAGUGGCAGAAUGUGACUUAAAUAUGAAUUUGUUACAAAAAGGACUUUUGAAUGCAACGCCUUAUAUUGGAAUGACAUUGGUAUCAAUAGUAGCUGGUUUUUUGACGGACACGUUUGGUAGAAAAAUGUUUCUUGUAUCUGGAUUUGGUGGACUAUUUCUGUUUACUGUUAUUGCUGGUUCGAGCCAAUCAUAUGAAGUUCUAAUAAUAUCAAAAUUCUUCGAAGGUAUUCUGUUCGCGAUAUCGUUCAGCGCAGCUUUAUCGAUUACUUCGGAAUUCUGCUAUAAGGAAAUCAGGGAUAGAAUGCUGCUAUUAAGGUCUUCUUUUAUGGCCGUUGCUCAGAUACUUAUCGCCGCUAUGUCGUGGGGGAUUCUUACACAAGACUGGGAGCUUAGCCUGUUUAAUGGAUUUAUAGAUCUGCACGUAUGGAAUUUCUACAUUUAUAUAAUGUCCUUUUGGUCGUUAAUUUCAUUUAUUUUGUACAUUGCUUUACCUGAAAGUCCUCGGUACUAUGUAGCUCAAAGGAAAUUUGACGAAGCGAGGAAAAUAUUGAUAAAAAUGUAUACAAUGAAUACUGGGAAGCCGGUAGAAACUUUUAAGUAUGCAAAUUUAUGGAAAAAUAAGGUAAAUGGAGUUAUUAAAGAGGAGCCAGAGAAGAAAACGGAAUCGCGCUUGAAACACCAAUUGGUAGCAGGGCUUCAUAACGUGAAGCCUAUGUUCCGGAGACCGCUGGUGUUUUAUUUGUUCAUUAUUUCUGCAAUGAAUUUUUUAAGCAUGGCAUUGUAUAACGUAAUAAGGCUGUGGUUCCCGCAACUGUCAAGCAUUGUGGAACAUUACAGUAGUAUUGAUAGUAAUCAAGAUUUAUGUACAAUGUUGGAUACAUACACCAAUGACUUGAAGUUAAGAAACACCAAUGUUACAACAUUAGAUGUUUGCAUACCUACAAGAAGUGGUAAUGAAACAUAUAUGAACAGUAUUAUUUUAGGCUUUGUUUGCAUUAUCCCAUUCGCAGUGAGCGGUAUUCUAGUUAACAAAGUCGGCAAAAGGAAUUUAUACGUAGCAGCUGCAGCCAUAUGUGUUGGUGUAACGUUGGGAAUAAGAUGGGCCAACUCAAAAGUUGCUGUUGUUGCGUUAUUUUCUGUAGAUGCCGCUAUUUCUCAAACCAUGGUUGGACUAUACCAAGCGUUCACAAUGGAAUUGUUUCCGACGACAACAAGGACGUUAGCUAUUUCCGUUAUCAUGACCUCUGGCAGAAUCGGUACGCUUGCAGGGAAUGUAGCCUUUCCUAUAUUACUGGAUAUGGGAUGCGUCGUACCCUUUUAUACAUUAACUGCUGUGAUGAUUUGUGUGACGUUUAUGGCAGUGUUCCUGCCAAAUUCUUGA